This is a messenger RNA of Lactuca saligna, 447 nucleotides long. The record is from the annotation of a GenBank genome assembly. NCBI's taxonomy places the organism in Eukaryota, Viridiplantae, Streptophyta, Magnoliopsida, Asterales, Asteraceae.
AUGGUGGUUCAUGGCGGUAGCCACCACCUCACGGUGGUGGUGGUUCUCGGUUGUGUACCCAGCCACCCUCCCGGUGACCCACGACGGCGACAACAACCACUUUGGAACGAUAGCCACCACCUCACGGUGGUAACGGUGAUCUCCUUUUGUUCUCAGUCAAGCAGCAGCACACCCCGGCGGGACCUUGCUCGGAAUCUGGACGCAACCACCAGUUGGUGCGUAACGACGGCAACAUCAGUUGAAGCAACCACAAUGGUGGCUAUCGGCGACAUAACGAAAAGGAAGAAGAAUAAGGAUGGCGGCGAUUGGUCCCGAGCAAUGAUGGUCAAUGAAACGGCAGGGAUGUGGUGGAACAAAAGAGACGCGAAGGGGGGGGUUCCACCAGAGAUAGCAACGAUGAUGCUCCGAGGUGAGUUUCUUCCGAUCUCCCACUGCCAUGACGUUUGA